GGGUGGGAAUAUGUCGUUUACUCAAUUUGUGGACUGAAAACAGCAUAUGAGGCUUUGCCCUAGUGCCCUUUCUUAAAAAACAAAAAGGCACAAGCCCCGUCAAAGUCCCCAAAAGAACAUGUCCCUCUUCAAACCCAAAAAGCUACACAACUCAACUCAACUAGUCUCAUUGCCUCUUCAUGUUCCCAAAAACACAACUCAAAUCAAACUCCAACUCUCAACUCCUUCAUGUAUUUAGACUCAUAACCAUCUUUGUUCUUGUCUCUGUGACGCUCCUCCUCCCAAAUUGAGAUGGCUCUCGUGUACAAAGUCUCCCUUUCUUCUUCUUCUUCUUCUUCUUCUUUCUCCUUUGCAAACACCAAAUCUUUUAACCCCGUCAACCCAAAUACCAUUUCUUGUUCUUUGCAUUUCAAAAGCUCUUCUUCUUCUUCUUCGCCUUUUACUGAGAAACACUCGUUAGAAAGAUACCAAAGGGACAAUUGGCUUUAUAAUGUUAAACAACAAGAACCCACCUCAUGUUCUAUCUCCUCUGACCCAGAAUCCAUAAGACAAAACGACAUCGCUUUGCAGCUGCCAGAGUUGAAGAAUCUACUUCAGGUGUUGAGAGAGAAGCGAGAGGAAAAGUGUGGUGAUGGUAAAGGUGAAAAAUGUGGGCCAGGAAAUGUGUAUUUGGUGGGGACGGGGCCCGGAGACCCUGAAUUGUUGACUGUUAAAGCAAUGAGAGUGAUACAAAACGCUGAUCUUUUGUUGUAUGAUAGGUUAGUUUCAAAUGAUGUUCUUGAUUUGGUGGGUCCAAAUGCUAGACUUCUAUAUGUUGGCAAAACUGCUGGUUACCAUAGCAGAACCCAGGAGGAAAUACAUCAGUUGCUUCUAAGUUUUGCUGAAGUUGGAGCUAAUGUUGUGAGACUCAAAGGGGGAGAUCCACUGGUAUUUGGGAGGGGUGGAGAAGAGAUGGAUUUUCUGCAACAGCAAGGAAUUCAAGUGAAGGUUAUCCCAGGUAUCACUGCUGCCUCAGGGAUUGCAGCAGAGCUAGGGAUUCCAUUAACACACCGAGGUGUUGCAAAUAGUGUUAGAUUUCUCACAGGGCACUCAAGAAAGGGUGGAGCAGAUCCUCUGUUUGUAGCUGAGAAUGCAGCAGACCCUGACUCAACCUUGGUUGUUUAUAUGGGCUUGUCAACCCUCCCUUCUCUUGCCCUGAAGUUGAUGCAUCAUGGUCUGCCAUCAAAUACACCAGCUGUUGCAAUUGAGAGAGGGACGACACCUCAACAACGUGUGGUUUUUGCAGAAUUGAAGGAUCUUGCUCAUGAAAUUACUUCGGCAGAAUUGUUAUCACCAACAUUGAUCAUCAUUGGAAAUGUUGUUUCACUUUCACCAUUUUGGCCACAUUCUUCAAAAGAAGUACCUUGUUUUGCUGGGGCUAUAUAGACAUAUCCAAGGCACACAGAUGAGUCUACUGUUGUCCGAGAUUUGUUUUUGGCUAAUAACUCCUUCCAUUCGUUCACAUUCAACCAGACAAGUUGCAAUGCUGCCUGAUAAGUCUUCUUGCGGUGAAGUUAGAUGCUGCCCCAGAUAUGGAUGCACACUUUGUUUUGGUAUUUAUUACAAUUUUUAUAUCGAGAAUGUGUUGGGAAUGAGCUGCACUGGACAUACAAGAAUCUUGUUCAGUGCUUCGGAUCAAUCAGACUUUCAUAGUGAAGUCUUGAUUAAAUUUUUCACACCAAGAAAAUAAAAAGCACAGCCUUGUCAUUGUCAUUCCAGCCUUCUGUGUUGGCUUCCUUUGAGUUAAGGAUGGGAGCUUUGAGUAGAAAGUUUUGUAGCAUGAAACGGAAUUUGUACCGUUGUAAUUAUUUUUAAUAACAUUAUUUAAGGAAUGGGCAUGUCGCUAUUCAAUUUAUUCCAUAAAAUCGUUUUUGAUCU
This is a messenger RNA of Pistacia vera, 1917 nucleotides long. RefSeq names its product uroporphyrinogen-III C-methyltransferase. Gene Ontology annotation, molecular function: uroporphyrin-III C-methyltransferase activity. The coding region runs from base 292 to 1425 and encodes 377 amino acids. The record is from RefSeq and is a predicted model, not a curated record. The transcript is spliced from 5 exons. NCBI's taxonomy places the organism in Eukaryota, Viridiplantae, Streptophyta, Magnoliopsida, Sapindales, Anacardiaceae. Gene Ontology annotation, biological process: siroheme biosynthetic process.